This is a messenger RNA of Ogataea haglerorum, 4356 nucleotides long. RefSeq lists its product as uncharacterized. Gene Ontology annotation, biological process: ribosome-associated ubiquitin-dependent protein catabolic process; rescue of stalled cytosolic ribosome. Bases 1 to 4356 code for a protein of 1451 amino acids. Gene Ontology annotation, molecular function: ribosomal large subunit binding; ubiquitin protein ligase activity. The transcript has a single exon. Gene Ontology annotation, cellular component: cytosol; RQC complex. The record is from RefSeq and is a predicted model, not a curated record. Lineage: Eukaryota; Fungi; Ascomycota; Pichiomycetes; Pichiales; Pichiaceae.
AUGUCACUUCGCUCGUUUGGCUCGUUCGGCCAGUCCCACGGACUCGGCACUAAUGGCUACGAGGUCUCGCUCAACUACAUCACGGGCGUGCCCGACCCGAAUCUGCUCUCUUCCGCAAACCUGAAGCUCGUGUUCAAGGCCCUUCUGAAGAGAGACGAUACGACAAGAGAAAAGGCCGUUGGCGAUCUGUACUCGAUCGUCGACUCCAACGGCGCCGAGCUCCGGGACGAGCUCGUGCUCAUGUCGUGGUGCCAGCUGUACGCAAAGCUCUCAACGGACACUUCGAAGAAGGUUAGACUCACCGCGCACCAGAUCCAGUCGAAGCUGGUGGCGCUUCUCGGCAAGAAAUACUUCAAGUAUCUGCGCGACACUGUGGGGAUCUGGAUGAGCGGGUGUUUUGAGAACGACCGUGUUGUUUCCAAGGGCACCGUAGCGUCUAUUUCCGCUGCCUUCGGAGACUCUCCAGAGAAAACCAGCAAUCUGUGGAAAAUCUUUGCCCAACAGUUGCUUACCUACUGCCACCAGCUGCUGCUUUUCGAGACCAUAGACACGCUUUCCGACGAGAGGUUUGUCGGCAAGGAAGAGAGCGAGAUCAAGUAUCUGCGCACGGUGCACGCCGGGGUGCAGAUGCUGAUCAGUCUGGUCACCAGACAGAACAACGGCGAGGUACAGCUCGACGAGACGCUUCUAUCUGAGCUGCUUGAGUCCGACCAGUUCGUCUCGCUUUUCGAGUCCAAAGACCUCCAGAUCAAAAGGGGCAUGUACACGCUGCUCCAGCGACUGCUGCAGACAGAGCUGGACGACGCGCUGUUCAAACACCUUGCCAAGGCUGCGAUUAAGGGCCUCAAUCUGGAGAAAAAAAAUUCGGCUCUCUACUCCGGCAUAAUAAUUCCUGUGCUCGAGGCCCUUGUCGCGCUCCUCAAAAAAGACUCCCAGACGGUCGUUCGCAUCAGAAAAGCCACCCAGCGUAUUCUUGAUCUGCUGCGGCUGGGCUCUCUGAGCUCAGAUCCGCACUACUACUCGGUGGUGGCCACGUUGCUGCCGCUGCUGCCCCAGGACGACCCAAUCCAAAACUCGUUACUGGAAAUCCUGGAGAACGACAUCAAAUCCGAGAAACUCUCUGCCUUUGCUCAGCACGCCUGGACCUGCUACCUAGGCUACUGCGAAAGAGUCUCGUGUGGUGUCGACCGCGUUCUCAAGGUGCUGGUCCCGGCGCUGGAUUCGCGCAAACUCCCCGCCAACGUGAUCUCUGGGAUGGCCGGCGCCGCGAGCAUUGCCGACGACAACGGCGACGUGCUGCUGGACCUCAACUCAGAGAUCCUCAACGCUCUGCCGGGCCGGGCCAUCGAGUUUGUGGACCUCGGUCUGGUCGUGAAAAACGAGGCUGUGCUCGUCGACAACUAUGUUCGCCUGCUGCUCCACGUCGGCUCCGAUCUGCUCGACGAGCUGGUCUCCAACGCGGUUGAGUCGCUCACAGAUCUGCAGGACGAGUACGUGCCGCCCUCGCUGGCAAUUUGCGUCGUUGAGAGCGUUGUGCGGCUGAACUGUGUGCAGUUCCGCGCUCAGAUCGAGUCGUUCGUCGGCGACGCGUCGAAAGUCGUCGCGCCGCAGUUCCUCGAGCCUGUCUUUGCCCUGCUGGUGGACAUAGCGAAGUCCAAGCUCAACGUGGAUAUUUACGACGCCGUCAACGACGUCGCUGACAAGCUCGGCAGCGACGAAAUGGAGCUGUUUUUGAGGUACCUCGCCGACAUUCCCGGCUUCGAUCCUGCGAGAUGCGGCAGGGUGAGCACCUACAUCCACCAAAAAUCCGACUCCGCCGCACCCGACGCGGACGACUACGUGUUCCAGUUCCUCACUCCAGACGUGCUCCGGAACAUGUUUAGAAAGCUCUCUGAGGCAGACACAGAGGUUUUCCUGCAAAAGUGCAACCGGCACUACCAGAACGACGUUUUUCUUGCGUUUGCAGACGAAAAGUUCCUGGCCGCGCUCUGGAAACGUCUGGGCAGUGCCGAGACCGACUCGUUACUGGACAAGCUGGAGCAGAACCUUGACGACCCGCGGUUUGAGCAGCUGUACAUCUCGUCGCUCGAGAAGGGCGUCGUCGAGGCCGACAGAACGGCGCUUCUGGAGAGACUUGCAACCAAGCCCCAGAUCGUCUCGAAAGUGCUCCCGGAAAAUGUGGUGGACGAGCUGGCCGAGCUGGCCGAGAACGUUGACCACCGGCUCGCCGUCUCAAACAAGCUGGGACUGGGAGUAUAUUUAUUUCCGCCAGGUGAGCUGACUGCCGCAGACCGGUUUGCAACGUACCUGGAGAAGAUCGAAUUUUAUUUUGAGCUGGCUUCCAAAACAGGCGUUUUGAGCGGCGACCUGGCUUUCCAGCUGGCUCUUGUCGGCGAGGCUGCCCUGGACUACGUGUUCCUGGGCCUUUUGGAGGACGAAAACGAAGCUCUCGACUUCCACCUGCGCCUUUCUGCCGAGCUGAAGUUCGGUGCCAGUCUUUUCGAGCAGUUCGUCAAGGACGACCUUUCUGGCGUUCUGAGACAUCUUCGGUCCUCUGCUGCUGUGCGCUUCUACGCUGCGCGUGUUCUGGUUACGGUAUUCACGAAACUGUUCGAAACGAUGCAGUCGUCGGUAUUCAACAGCUACAAUUUGACUAGAGUGUCCGACCCCGUGAAACUGGCCAUCCUAGCCACCAGUGCCAACAGAUUCCUCGCCGCCGCCGCAUUCGACCGCGUGCGCAACCAGGCGUGUGCCGACCUUUUGCGCAUUCGCGGACAAACCAUCACCUCCGACGGUCUGCAGGGACUAGUCCUGCUGAACAUGCUGAUAGACCUCGAUCUGGACUAUGUUGGGGAAAACGUCCAGCUCUUCCCUGCGCAGAGAUUCGGUAUGAUGCUGAACGGACUCGCCAGCUGGCCAGAGUCGGAGGACGCGUAUGAGCCGUCGUUUGUGCCGGUCAGAGUCGCACUGUGUCAAUUUGCUGAAAUCUACAUCAAAAAAAUAUACCACGUCUGCGACACCAACUACCCGUCGGAUUUCGGCGAGAAGGUGUUUGCGCUGGGAGCCACGCUGUGCUCCGAGUCGUUUAGCAUCCUCAGCUCGGGAGACGCUGAUCCCACCCUGGCAUACUUUUCACUCAAGUUGUUAGGCGUGCUUCACGAGCACCAGGCUGAUUGGGACGAGGAAGAUAUCUAUGCAGAUCUGGUGGAGCUGCUGUUUGCUCCUGCGCCCGGCCAGGCCGGCAUGCUUGUGCUGUCUCUGCUGACGCGCGUUUUCAGCGACCAGGUGCCAACAACAGCUUACAAGUCGCGCUUUGACGACCUGCUCCUGCUGCUCUCGUCCUCCAACGCGCAGGUGCAGAAGCUGGCCGUUUUCCUGUUGCACAAAGUGAUUCCGGAGCUGCAAGACGCGCUCGUCGUGGAGGCGACGCUGAACCAGGACGAGGAAAUCAAGCUCCCGACGCCGUUGCUCGAAAACAUCGUGCUGCUACCAGACGAAAGCGAAAUUGCAACCAAUAAGUACUUGUGGAGCUGGUACCUGAUUUUCGACCACUUCAGAAACGUCACACAGAAAAUCCGCCAGGACUACAUCCUGGAGCUCGGCGAAGACCGCGUGGGCCAGUUCCUGGACUUCUUGUUCGACAUGGACCUCAAGCCGACCGAGGACAACCGCCGCGCGCUGGUGGAGUACUCCGUCGUCGACAGCGAUGGCGACGACCUGCUGUACCAUCUGAUGUAUCUGUUCUGCAAGCACAUUGGCGGGAACACUGCGCAGACGUGGUUCCAGUCGAUCAGGAACAAGCAGCACAAGUCGCAGGUCGAGACGUUUAUUGUCAAGAACGUGAGUCCGCUGCUGAUUGACGAGACGUUGGCGGGGCUCGAGAAAAAGGGCAGCAUCGAGGACCCUGAGUUCAGUAUCCGGCUGAACAGAACCACGAACGAGGUCCGCUGCGUGUACCAGAUCGACGAGCAGAAGCUGGAGAUGUCGAUUGUGUUGCCGAAAAACUACCCGUUGUCGGCGAUCAGCGUGAACGGAACAGCGAGGAUCGGAGUGGACGAGAAAAAGUGGAAAUCGUGGAUCCUUUCGUGCCAGUACGUGAUCAACUUCCAGAAUGGCACAAUUCUAGACGCCAUCCAGCACUUCAAGAACAACGUCAAAGCCAACUUCGACAACUACGACGACUGCGCCGUGUGCUACUCGAUCGUCCAUGCCAUCGACCAUUCGACGCCAAACAAGGUGUGUCAGACGUGCAAACACAACUUCCACUCGGCCUGCUUGUACAGAUGGUUCAAGAGCUCUGGCUCGUCUACGUGUCCCCUGUGUCGGUCGAAGUUCCAGUUCAAAAAACACAGCUAG